AUGGCCAAUAUCUAUGCAUCCGCUGUUCCCAUCUCCACAAAUAAUACAAAUGUAGAUGUUAGUCGUCGAUCUGUAACAUAUAUUCCUUGCGUUUGGAAAGAUCAUUUUCUUGCCUAUACUAACCACGUUACGGAAAUCAGUGCCACUGACAAGGAAAUGCUCGAAAAGCAAAAGGUAGAGGUGAAGAAGUUGCUAGCUCAAACCCCGGAUGAUUCAACGCUCAAGAUGGACCUCAUUAAUGCAAUCCAACGUCUAGGUGUUGCCUAUCAUUUUUCCAAAGAAAUAGACGAUUCCUUACGCAAAAUUCACCAUAAUUAUGAAUCACAAAGUAGCAAAGACAAGAACAAUGUUGGAGUUCUUGCUCUCCGUUUUCGUCUGCUUAGACAGCAUGGUUAUCGCGUCUCAUGCGACGUGUUCAACGGAUUGGUAGACAAGGAAGGGAAUCUGAAGGAGUCGUUGAUAGACGACGUUGAAGGGAUGCUAAGCUUGUACGAGGCAUCCAACUGCGGAAUAAACGGAGAAGAUAUUCUUGACAAAGCCUUAGAAUUUUCUUCUUCACAUCUUCGGAAUUCACUCCACAAAACAAUGAGCACUUCUCUUUCGAAUAGAGUGAAGGAAGCUCUAGAGAUGCCGAUUAGCAAGAGUUUGAUCAGACUCGGGGCCAAGAAAUUCAUAUCUAUGUACCAACUAGAUGAGUCGCACAAUCAGACAUUAUUGAAUUUCGCCAAAUUGGACUUCAAUAUUGUGCAGAAAAUACAUCAGAGGGAACUACACCACAUUACAAGGUGGUGGGAGGAUUUGGAAUUUGGAAAAAAACUACCAUUUGCAAGGGAUAGAGUGGCGGAGUGCUACUUUUGGAUUGUGGGAGUCUAUUUUGAGCCACAAUACGACACUGCAAGAGUAUUCAUGACCAAAGUCAUAGCUCUAACUUCCAUCAUUGAUGACAUUUAUGAUGUUUAUGGGACGUUAGAUGAACUCCGACUCUUCACCCAUGCUAUCCGAGGAUGGGAUAUUAGCGCUGCUGAGGAAUUGCCGCCGUACAUGAGGAUAUGUUACGAAGCUCUACUAGGCGUUUAUUCGGAGAUGGAAGAUGAAAUGGCAAAACGAGGCCAGUCAUAUCGCCUUCAGUAUGCGAGAAAAGAGAUGAUAAAGCUGGCGGGGGUGUAUAUGGAAGAGGCGGAAUGGUGUUAUAGCAAGCAUGUUCCGACAAUGGACGAGUAUAUGAAAUUAGCACUCGUAUCGGGAGCUUACAUGAUGCUAUCAACAACUUCUUUGGUUGGAAUGGGAGACCCUAUUACCCAAGAUGAUUUUGAUUGGAUUACGACCGAGCCACCAAUUGUGCGAGCCGCCUCGGUUAUUUGUAGAUUAAUGGACGACAUGGUUGGACACGGGAUUGAGGCAAAAACCACAAGCGUGGAUUGUUACAUGAAAGAAAAUGGGUGCUCAAAGAUGGAAGCUUUUGAUGAAUUUUGGAAGAGAGUGAAAAAAGCAUGGAAGGAUAUAAAUGAGGAGUGUCUAGAGCCAAGGGCAGCAUCAAUGGCUAUACUAGUGCGCAUUGUCCAUCUUGCUCGAGUCAUAAAUUUAUUGUAUGUUGGUGAAGAUUCAUAUGGUAAUCCCAAGACUAAGACCAAAGAGAUGGUUAAAAUGGUCCUCGUAGAGCCCGUGCAAUUCUAG
Molecule: messenger RNA, 1674 nt
Organism: Salvia splendens (bonfire salvia)
Lineage: Eukaryota; Viridiplantae; Streptophyta; Magnoliopsida; Lamiales; Lamiaceae
Product: germacrene-D synthase
Exons: 7
Coding region: 1-1674 (557 amino acids)
Biological process (GO): diterpenoid biosynthetic process
Molecular function (GO): terpene synthase activity; magnesium ion binding
Source: RefSeq, a predicted model, not a curated record